UAAACGAAAUUACUGAUAAAUUUUAUUGAGCCACUUUUGAGUUUUUGACAAAAUAAUGUAAGAUAGUAAAUUACCAAAAUGCCAGUUGGCACUUGACAGUCGGCAGUAAGCCCAGUAAGGCACUAAGCUAAGCUACUAAGCUAGUAAGCUGACUAAGCAGUAAGCGGUAAACUCACGCCUCGCCGUGAAGCAGUUUUCAUUGUUUUCGACCGUCAUUCGCGUCUUUCCCCUUCUGUUAUCGUGACCACGACUCACCAGUUUGUUGCAAGUCGUCGUCGACUACAAAAACUCUAGUCGGCAGUCGGUACUGUUUACUGUUUGCUGUCACGUUGAAAUUCUUCGUUGUUGACGUCAUCCCCACACGGGAGAUGCGUAAACAAUUUAUGCUUUCCACAGUAUCAAUACAAUAUAAUAUUCUUUAACAUUCAUUAUUGCUAACCGUCCGUUGGUUUUUUUCUUCCACUCAUUAUUAUUUCAAUAGACUUAUAAUCUGCUAUGACGAUGAAUCAUCGUUCCGACACUCAGCCUCUGUUCGUYCCUUGUGUAACUGUUAAAACUCGCACUCUGUUUUUACGCCAAUAAUACAACAUUCMCAACGAGAAGAUCGAUCCGUUUUUCCACGCAGAUUCAACACUCUUAAACUCUUUGWAAACCAUAAAUCUACUUCACGAAAUUCUCAUCAAACAAUGGCUUUGGAACCGGAAGAACACUUCAAGACGCCCGAAUGGGUUUCGAGGCUGGAGAAUAAACACAAAAAAUUUCAUAAACUAGCUCAUGAAGUUGGAUCUGGUUCAAGUUGUUUAAAAUGUGGAGAUGCUUGCCCUGGCUUGGAUUUACAUUUUUGGCGAAAAGUGUGUAGGAAUUGUAAAUGUAAAAGAGAAGAACAUAAUAUUGUAGAUGAAGAUCAAUAUAAACAAUUAGAUAUUUUGUUUAACGAUUCAAAAUCAAAUUACCAACCAAUAAAAGCAGUGUUGAAUAUGAUUAUUAAGCCUGAUGAUCAAUUCGCCAAAAAACGAGAAACUGAUCAAAAUCAAAAUCAAAAUGAAUUUAAAUUUGAUUGGGUCCCACCAAAUGUUCAUAAAGAUCUAGCUUCAGAAUACAUGCAGUUGUUACCAUCUGACAAACUACCUAUUAGUGGUAGUGAAGGAGCUUUUUACAGACGCAAACAGCUUGAAAAACAAGUUCCUUUACAUGAUUUUAAUGCAAAUGCAUGUCAUGAUCUUACCAUUGAAGAAGCUGAUGCUAUGGGUUCAUAUUUAAAAAAUUUAAAGGAGAAUGCUGUUGGUCAAGGCUUGGUCAAAAAACUUACUGAUAACACUAAUAAUCCAAUUCCAUUGUUUAAAAAUAUGAAUCUUACACCCAAACCAUUUAAAAAAACUUAUGACCAACAAGUUGAAGAAGAAUUUCCUCCUCCUCCUCCAGAACUUUUGUAUCCGCUGUCCAACUCUGAAUUAAAGACACCAAGUACAUUUAUUGGAAACAAAAGCUAUUCUGCAACUAACAAACCAGACGUCAAUAUCUUAGACACUGUUAAUAACAAUCCAGCUGAAUGCAACAGGCAAAUUAUUUCUUCACAAUGGCCAACAUCAAAYAUUGCUAAAUCAGAAACUUUACCCCAACAACAGACAAAUUUCUCUUCAAACAUUCAGAAUGAUAAUUUCACACCUAAAUUACAUGAUAAACAUACUAGUGAAACAUUAAAAAAUCCACUUUUGGAACGUUCAAAUGAAUUCCCAACAUUUAAUGCUGAUAAAUGUAUACUAUCAGAUGGACAAGAGUUGCGUUGUAAGCAAUGUAAUAAGAAUGUAAUACCAGGUCAAGUAGCUGUAAUGGCUGAACGCACUGGAAAGGAAGUGUUUUGGCAUCCAUCCUGUUUUGUUUGUGCUACAUGCGAGGAACUAUUGGUUGAUCUAGUAUACUUUUACUUCAAUGGGAAUGUUUAUUGUGGUAGACAUUAUGCUGAAAUCUUAAAUAUACCUAGAUGUAAUGCUUGUGAUGAGUUAAUAUUUUUGAAAGAGUACACAAUUGCCGAGGAACAUACCUAUCAUGUUCGUCAUUUUUGUUGUUUUGAAUGUGACAAACCAUUAGCUGGAUUAGAAUAUGUGUCAAUUGAAAAACAACCCGUAUGUUUGGAUUGUUAUCAAACAAAAUAUGGAAARAAAUGUGAAACCUGUCAAAAUAUUAUAGUAGCUGGUGAAAAUAGGAUUGGUUGGCAAGAGUUGAGUUGGCAUGAGUCUCCAGCAUGUUUUAAGUGUUAUCAGUGUUACACGUCGCUUUUAGGUAAAAAGUUCACGGUUAAAAAAGAAAAGCGUCCGUUGUGUAGCAAAGAAUGUGUAAUAGCUUUUAACAAUUCUACAGAACUUUAAUAUUGCUCUUUGUAAUCACAAGGAGAUUCAUCAAGUAUUUCUGAUCUUUAGUGAUGGAAUAGUAAUAACACUAUUAUUUUACCACUAAAUAACCAUUAUGCUUAAUGAAUCAUCUUGUGUAAAUUUAAAUAUUAAUACUUCUAAUGACAUUUUUUCAAAUGUUUUUAUUAAAUUUAAAAGACAAUACAAAU
Molecule: messenger RNA, 2557 nt
Organism: Diuraphis noxia (Russian wheat aphid)
Lineage: Eukaryota; Metazoa; Arthropoda; Insecta; Hemiptera; Aphididae
Gene: Tes
Product: testin LIM domain protein
Molecular function (GO): zinc ion binding
Source: RefSeq, a predicted model, not a curated record